ACGCUACUGCGGAGAGACAUACGCAGUUAGCGUGCUGAAUACGUGCGUCCUCGUCGCGGCAAUCGCUCUUUCGAACAGACGAGUAGUGUCAAGCUCAAGUAACACUCUACCUCGGUUCCCGCCGACAGGGAUCGUACAGGAAUCGACCUCCGCUCAGUUUCACCACCUGGCUGAGAUGGCCACGGCCGGGUCGAUCGACAUCCCUGACGGGGAGUUGAUUUUCGAUCAGCGAAAUGUGAGAACAAUGAGAGACGGUCCGCAUCGAAGCACAGUGUGUAGUGGAGUUCUCCAGCUAAGACUCACACCCAUCGGCUAUGUGGUUUGUUGGCGACCCCAGGAAGAGACACCCGCCUCGUUCAAUGGAGAAAUGUCAAGCGGUGACGCCGUGCAGAUCCAACCGCGGAGAGCGCAUACAUUCUGGUUCGAAUUGAACGAACUCAAAUCGUACCAUUGCGCCAGCCGGAAAGACCAUUACGAAAUCACGUUCAUGCUCUGCGAUGGCACGCGGCAUCCUACGCUGAUGUUCGACUUCGGAAAACAGACGUCGUUCCUUCAGUUGGUCGAGAGCAAAGUUCGCACCAGGGUCUCCCCGAAAGACAAGAAGCUCCAUCUCGUCGUCCACGACGACCCCGAAGCCCUGCAGAAGUCUUUCACUUCCCUCGAGCUUUUCCAAAACGAAGACCAGACGUUAGUGAGUCGCCUGGUCCGGGAACCUCUGCCGACUUUCGCAGAUGGGCUCGCGAGAUUCACCAACUUGUUCACCCAGAACCACCCUCAGCGGAGCCGGCAGAUUUCCGACGGAAUGCUCGACUUGAAUCCGGCUAGUUUCGGAGAGUUCGAAGACGUGUUCACGAUCAAUGUCGACCAAGAGCCCGGCUUCGAUUUCGUGGAACAGGCGGCUGAAUUACCCCAGCGUAUGCCCGUGACACGAUCGCUGCCACUGGGCCUCGACGAAUGGCUCUCAUACUUCGAUGUCGAGGGCCGGAUAACGGAUCCGCACAAUCUCAGAGCUCGGAUAUUCCGCGGCGGUUGUGCGCCGGAAAUCAGGCCUGAAGCAUGGAAAUUCCUCUUGGGGGUCUACGAUUACAGCAAGACGGCGAAGGAGCGCGAGCAGGACCACAGCCGCUUGACAGCGGAUUAUUACCGGAUGAAGCUCCAGUGGAAAUCGUUCUCAACAGACCAGGAACGACGCUUCACUGCGUAUCUCGCGAGAAAGAGCCUCGUCGAAAAAGAUGUCAAUCGGACGGAUCGCAGUCUGGACAUUUUCGCCGGCGAUGGGAACGAGCAUCUCUCCAUGCUCAAUGACGUUCUGAUGACGUACAUAAUGUACGACUUUGAUCUCGGCUAUGUGCAAGGCAUGAGUGACUUGCUGUCACCAAUUCUAUCAGUUAUGCAAAAUGAGCCGGACUCCUUCUGGUGUUUCGCGAAAUUCGUCUCGAAAAUCAGAUGUAAUUUCGUCGAUCACGAUCGUAAUGAAGAGAAAGACCAAAGACAACUUGGAAUUAAGCGUCAGCUCGUAGAAUUGCAUCAAUUGCUAUCGGUGGCGAUGCCAUCGUUCACACAGUACCUCGACGAUCAUGACUCCGGAAACUUGUACUUCUGUUUCCGCUGGUUGUUGAUCUGGUUCAAGAGAGAGUUCGCUUUCGAAGACACCAAGCGGCUUUGGGAGGUUUUGUGGACCGGAUUACCGUGCCAGAAUUUCCACUUGUUAUUCUGCGUCGCCAUUCUCGAAGAAGAGAAAAUCCGGAUCACCGAGAACAACUUCGGUCUCACCGAAAUCCUCAAGCACAUCAAUGACAUGUGCUAUAAGAUAGCUCUCGAGGACAACCUGAUCCGAGCGGAGCAGCUCUACUUCCAACUGCUCGAAGUUCCUAAAGUUGCAACGAUUCUGGGUCUCGAAAGCCUCGCUGAGGUGGCUGUUUGAAGUCCUCUAUCGUUCGGUAGGAAGCCUCUCGGAACACCGAUUGUACCCGGUUAAUCCAACGGUGGCAGAGGCUCUAAAUAAUUUGUGCAAUGAAAACUCGGCGAGGAAGGGCACAUUCGGAAAGGUAUUUUAGAAUGAUAUUAGGUAGAUAUGAAUUCACCGGACGCGCCGUUGAAGCUAUGAUCAAGCAGGACGAGAGAAACCUUUUUCAAUGCGGACAAUGAUCGAGUGCGUGCGAGCGAGGAACAAGUACUCUUUACAGAAAUGAUACACGAGGAGUGAUGUGGGAACUUAGCGCCACAAUUAUUUUCGAAUACUUCGGCCGAUUGAUGAAGAGGUUUUAUUUAAGACAAACCCUAUGCAGUGAAAGAGAUGCAUCAAAGUUUGAAUAAAAG
Galendromus occidentalis (western predatory mite) is the source of this 2319-nucleotide messenger RNA. RefSeq names its product TBC1 domain family member 15/17 (gene Tbc1d15-17). The transcript has 4 exons. Lineage: Eukaryota; Metazoa; Arthropoda; Arachnida; Mesostigmata; Phytoseiidae. Gene Ontology annotation, biological process: activation of GTPase activity. The record is from RefSeq and is a predicted model, not a curated record. Bases 176 to 1924 code for a protein of 582 amino acids. Gene Ontology annotation, molecular function: GTPase activator activity.